Pseudogymnoascus verrucosus is the source of this 2122-nucleotide messenger RNA. RefSeq lists its product as uncharacterized. The record is from RefSeq and is a predicted model, not a curated record. The transcript has 2 exons. Lineage: Eukaryota; Fungi; Ascomycota; Leotiomycetes; Thelebolales; Thelebolaceae. The coding region runs from base 716 to 1777 and encodes 353 amino acids. Gene Ontology annotation, cellular component: membrane.
AGCACAGGAAGGGAAGGAACGAAGGGAAGGAGCGACUGAUCCCGUGACUUACCCGUGACUUACCCGUGACCCAUCCCACCUCCCGUCGCACUCGCACAAUCCCCCCCAAUCGGGAAAUGUCACUCACUACCACGCCCAUAGCUUUCCAGCCAACCCACCUUACCAAACAACGUAUUCGCACCAUCACCCAAAUAACCCUCAAAACGCGAGACACAAGCCCCAUCAAAAAUGCUUAACCCGCGCGUCAUCCACCCCCUCAUCUUAUAUCCCCCCAAACCGGUAAAGUCAUGAUCGCGUUUUGUGGCCUUGUAGGGCGAUCAAGGUGACAGACCCGCCGCAUGGCAGGCGGUUGUGGUGCUCGCGAAGCGAUACGAUUGGUUGAUGUCCCGAUCGGGAGCGUUGAACGAGGGAGCGACGGCGAGGCUCUGGGUGAGGCAGGCGCGAUUUUUGCACUGCCGUAACGGUGUUUUGAGGGGGUUUGGGCGUGGAUGGGAGGAGGGGGGGAUUGUAUAAGUAGAUGGGGUGUGUCCCCGUUUGGUGAGGUUGUGUUAGAUAAGUUUAUACAAUACAACAUUCCUACACUCAGGUUCCAGGUUUAUCACCGGUUCUAUCAACGCCUUUUCCUCUCGUCGGAUCUUUCGUUUGUACUAUCAUCUCCAGUCCGUGACUGCACUUUCCCACCGAAUCCAAGUCUCGAAAGAGCACCGUUUCCACCAUGGAAGACGGAAAAUAUGUCGACGGCAGCCUCUGGUACUACGCCCCCAACAAAAUUGCCCCGAUCGUCUUCACAGUCCUCUUCACCCUCUCCGGCGCCCUCCACUUCUACCAAUCCUCCCACCACUCCUCCUGGCGCAUAACCUGGAUCUACUCCUGGUCCUCCCUCCUCUUCAUCGCCGGGUACGCCCUCCGCACCGCCGGCGCCUACCACUAUUCCAACAUCAACCUCUUCAUUUCCUCCCUAGUCCUCCUCUACGCCGCCCCCCCUCUCUACGAACUAGGGAACUACCUCGUCCUCUCCCGCUGCCUACACUACAUGCCCCACCUCUCCCCGCUGCACCCGCACCGCACACUAACCCUCUUCCUCGGGCUCUCCGUCGGGGUCGAAGUCCUGACUGCGAAUGGCGCCGCGCAGUCCAUCACGGGGAGUACGGUGGCGAAGCAGGAUACGGGGAAGGCGUUGUUGAAGGCAGCGCUGGUGCUGCAGUUGGGGGUUAUGGGGUUGUUGCUUGCGGUGGCGGGGACGUAUCAUCGGCGGGCGGCGAGGGCGGGGAUAUUGGCCAGGCAUGAGGGGAAGGCGGAUAUCAGGAAUGUGCUCAUCACGUUGUACUGCUCCUGCGGUCUCAUUACUGUUCGCACUAUCUAUCGGACGGUGGAGUAUUUCUUCGCUGCUGCCCUACACCCGCCCUACGACGCUGGGGAGGUUAUUUCGCCAUUGAUUCGGUAUGAGUGGUUCUUCUGGGUCUUCGAGGGCAUGCUCAUGAUUGCCAACUCUGCGUUGUUGAACUGGCGACACCCGGGGAAGUAUUUGCCGAAGAGGAAUAAUAUUUUCCUGAGACCGGAUGGGACGGAGAGGGUGGGAGAGGAGUUUAAGGAUCAGAGGCCGGCGCUGUUGGUGGUGUUUGAUCCGUUGGAUUUGAUCGGGUUGGUGUUGAGGAGGGAUAAGAAGUGGUGGGAGGAUGAGGGGUUGCCGACGGUGGCGGAGGAGGAGGCGAGGAGGGCGGGGGAGGGGAGGGAAGGGGGGGAGCGGGGGAAGGAGAGUAGUUCGACGAGGAGUUGAGAGGGGAAAAAGGAGAGUAGUUCGACGAGGAGUUGAGGGACGGGAGAAAGGAGACUAGUUUUGACGCGGAGUUGAGGCGUCUGUCUGAUCAGUCACUUUGGGUCGUGGUCUCUUUCCAUUUUGGGAUUUGGGGGCUUUUACUUUCGUUUGUUAUUUGCGACGAGGUUCGAGCGUGUCAGGGGGCGUUUCAUUUGGUGUCGGCCUUUGGAUUAGAGGUAUAUAUAGAUGGUAUGUAAUACGUAGGAGAUUCCUGGAUAAAGAUAGGUGGUGACGGGAUGGGCCGUGCAGUUAGUUAUAGAGCGAGCAGUACGGAUUGGACAGAAGAUACCAUAUGAUACAAUUACA